AAAACAGCCACCAUAAGAAGAAGAAGACUCAAAUAUGACUGAAACUAGAUUUCAAGAUAGUUGAAAAACUAAAGAAAGUAUAAUAUUUCCACACCUUAGGCCUUAGCCUCCUAUGAAACUCCAUAAGCUGAGCUUGGAAAAUGGCUAAGUGGUUACUUUGACCCUGUCGUGGGGGUAAAGGUAACAAAACCUUUAGCAAUCUGACUCAGAGAGCUUUAAAAGUAUCUAACAAAAUUCAAGAAACCAUGAUGGUUGAUACAUACCUUGAUAGUUUGAUUCCUGCAACAUAAAGAGAAGACACCAUCUCAGAGGCUUAUUAAACACAAAAGUAUGGUUAGUAGUUAUAUGAAUUCAUAGCAGGUACCUUGCUCCUAAAAGCUCAUGUAUGUUUACAUCAUGAUCAAGCUUUCUUAGAAGUCUUCUUUAAUGCCUGCAAUGGAGCAAAAACAAAUAAGCUCAGAUACGUAUGUCAAACAAAACAAAAACGUUGAUGAGAAAGGAAGUAAUCAGGUGAGGUUUAUUCUUUACUUCAAGGCUCUCCAGCUUCCUGUUAUGUCAAAAAAAACACAACACUUUAUUUUAGUUCAAUAGCACAAAUUAGAUGAUAGGGUUGAGACUUGAGAGUAAUCUAUACUUUUACAUAAUAAGGCUUACCUUACCUUUUUGUCCUUUCUUGUGGAGUUAAUUGAGCAAACUUAGAAAUAACCUCUCAGUGCAUUAUGUCAUCUAUAUUUCAAUUUGUUUUUGUUUUUUGUUUUUAUUAUUUCAUUCCUAUUUGUCCUUUCUCGUUUAAUCAUUAUGUCAUUUAUAUUUCAAUUUGUUUUUGUUUUUAUGAUUGCAAGAACAUAGUAUUUGCAAAAAAAAGGAAAGAACAUAGUAUUUGCAAAAAAAGGAAAUUGUUAUUCUGUCGUCUGUAAGAAAAAGGAAAUUAUAAAUCGUCUUGAAAAGAAAAAGGAAAUCAUAAAUCGUAUUACUAGGUUAUACUAAACAAAUACUAUUAAGUAACCGACUAAAAACGUUAGAUAAAAACUAGUCCUUGUGUUAUAAAUAAGUCACCCUAGAACAAAUCAAGUUCAUCGAUUCAGUUUCUUUUUUCAGAGCGACUAUCAAAGAGAAAAAAAAAGCGUUAAACUCUGUUUUUUCGACUGAUAUUUGCUUUCGUAAGUAGUCAUGAAACACAGAUUAUCCCACGAAAUAGAUAACUACCCUGAACCAGACGAUGUGGGCAUAAUCAGAGUAACGGCAAGGAUCUUUGGCCAAGAUGAUAACUCGACGUUCACGGCUCUGUCGCUUGCAAGAGACUUCAUAGAGAACGACGAGUGUACAACAAAAGAAGACUUGAACUACUUCUUGCUGGAAGCCGGAAUCAACGAAGAUUUUAUCGAUAAUGCGAUACUGGAGCUAAUUGUUUAUGUUGAUGAGGUAACUUGCCCUGCAAGUAUCGAGUACUCUCCUGGAUGUGCUUUGAAAGUUCGGUUGGAUCUUAUUCCUGAUUAUCUCGAUGAUGAUGAUGAUGACUCUGAGGUUCAAGAAGCUGCUCAAGCCUCGUUUGAUGAAACUAUCAGUAUCCGGUUUCGACAAGCUAGCAAGCUCGUUGUCAAGUCGCUAACCAGGAAAAUAUACAACAAGAAGAUUAAAAAGGAAAAGAAGAAGAUGAUGAGCUUGGAAGAGUGCAGGAUUUGUUUGCAAGAGUUUAGCAAUGGAGGAAUGGUUGUGACUUUAUCAUGUGGACAUGAGUUUGACGAUGAGUGUAUCGUAAAGUGGUUUGAGACCAGUCAUGUUUGUCCUUUGUGUCGUCUCGAGUUGCCAUGUCAAGAUGAACUAUAGUAUGUCAAGAUUGUAGGGUUGAACUUCGGUUACUUAUUGUAUUAAUAACUCAUUGUUAAAUAUCUUUUUCCAUCCGAGAUCCUUUUGUUUUGUUCUUUUGAGUAUGUUCUUUAUAUAGUAUCAAUAUACCAUGUUUUGCAACACCUAGCCAACAUCAACAUAUAAACUAUAUUUCACAAUCUCUCAUACAUACUAAAACCUUAUACAUGUACACACUCUCUCUCUCUCUCUCUCUAUAUAUAUAUAUAUAUAUAUAUAUAUGGAGAUUAUAGCAAUGACUGGAAGUCUG
Messenger RNA from Brassica napus (rape), 2116 nucleotides. Its product is annotated as RING-H2 finger protein ATL79-like. NCBI's taxonomy places the organism in Eukaryota, Viridiplantae, Streptophyta, Magnoliopsida, Brassicales, Brassicaceae. The record is from RefSeq and is a predicted model, not a curated record. Bases 1171 to 1827 code for a protein of 218 amino acids. The transcript has a single exon.